Carassius auratus (goldfish) is the source of this 7090-nucleotide messenger RNA. RefSeq names its product receptor-type tyrosine-protein phosphatase zeta. The transcript is spliced from 30 exons. Gene Ontology annotation, biological process: peptidyl-tyrosine dephosphorylation. NCBI's taxonomy places the organism in Eukaryota, Metazoa, Chordata, Actinopteri, Cypriniformes, Cyprinidae. Gene Ontology annotation, molecular function: protein tyrosine phosphatase activity; protein binding. Bases 221 to 6214 code for a protein of 1997 amino acids. The record is from RefSeq and is a predicted model, not a curated record.
UCCAGAACUCACUGUGCGCGAAGCGAUGCGCUUCAUCCGGACGCGCGCUCAUCCAUGCAGCGGAGAGAGAAGUGGAUCUGACCGCUGAAGAGGGUAUUUCCUCCCGUUACUCAACCAAUGUGAUACCCUCCGGCUCUUCGGGAGAGGUGUUCCUCUGUCGUCUCGAUUGUCUUCACCUUGUUUACUCUUAACAGCAAUAUUUAUUCGCAUCCCGAGAAUAAUGGAAGCGCUUGCGACGAGAUGCGCACUCUUUCUUGCGCAGAUCGCACUCUUCAGCAAUACAGAUCUAUCAGAAGCAUAUGGAUUCAGAUCACAGAAGAAACUCUCAGAGAACAUAGACUGGUCAUACGCGGGAACUCUAAACCAAAAUAACUGGGCAAAGAAAUACCCGUCAUGCAACAAUGCCAAACAAUCACCAAUAAACAUUGAGGAGAGCCUGGCGCAGGUCAAGAUUCAAUAUCAGAAGCUGAGAUUAGAGGGAUGGGCGGAAAAGACAUUAGAGUCCACUAUAGUAAAGAAUGACGGGAAAACAGUGGCCAUUGAUGUGGGAGGAGAUUUUUUUGUGAGUGGAGGGGGUCUCAGGUCCAAGUUUAAGGUGGGACGUAUCACUUUCCACUGGGGCCUGUGCAAUGCCUCCUCUGAUGGGUCGGAGCACGGCCUCAACGGUGAAAAAUUCCCCCUGGAGAUGCAGAUAUACUGUUACGAUGCAGAUGUUUUCAGUGGCCUCGACGAGGCCCUCAGCGCAGGAGGAAAGAUCACAGCGUUGGCCGUGCUGUUUAAGAUAAGCACUGAAGAUAAUGAAAACUACAUGGCCAUCGCUGAUGCAGUCAACAGUGUCAGCCGUUAUGGAAAGAGUGGCCCCAUCUCUCCGUUCACUCUGCAGGGUCUCCUGCCCAACUCCAUAGAGAAGUACUUCAUCUAUAACGGCUCUCUGACAACCCCACCCUGCUCUGAGACCGUGGAGUGGAUCGUCUUCAAAAACACUGUGACCAUCUCAGAUGUUCAGCUGGAGAUGUUCUGUGAGGUGAUGACCAUGCAGCAGUCUGGAUAUGUCAUGCUUAUGGACUAUCUGCAGAAUAACUACAGAGAGCAGCAGGAGCAAUUUAUGGGACAAGUCUUCUCAUCCUACACUGGCGUCGAGGAGGUCCACACUCCUAUUUGUAGUUCCGAGCCUGAGAAUGUGCAAGCCAACCCUCAUAAUCACACCAGCAUGAUUGUGAUCUGGGAGAGGCCACGGGCUGUUUAUGAUUCGAGCAUAGAGAGAUACUCAGUCACCUACCGGCCGGCCCAGGGCGAUGAUGAAUCGGCCUUAGAGUACUUGACUGAUGGAGACCAGGAUGUGGGGGCGAUCAUUCAAGGCCUGGUGGCCAACACUAGUUACAAGGUGCAGGUAGUUGCCGUGUGCACCAAUGGUCUGUAUGGCAGAGUGAGUGACCAGCUGACCGUGGACAUGCCCCUGGAUGAUCCUGAAACAGACAAUGACUCCGACUCUUUUGAGUAUGAUGAAGAGGAAGACUAUCACAUCAAUCCUUUUUUGAUCAGACCUGGCACAAAUCAGCUUCUAUAUCCCUUCCAAACCACUUCCACUGGCCCAAGAUUUACUACAACACAGCGCCCGGUCCAUCCAGUCUUCAAGACUACACCAAGGACUAAUGAAAGAAGACUCCCGGUAGAAGAUUCCCAGAAGACACAUGAUCAUUAUAUUCCAGCAGUAUACACAGAUAAACCUACUGUGAAAUACACAGACCAACCUACCGUCCACGCAAGCAUAACCACGAGUUUUGUUGUUGAUGUACAUACCACUAGACCAGAUGGCUCGAGCAUUGUAGCUGGUGUAGCCUCAGAGUCUGGCCAAAGCAAUGCCUUCACAGAGUCUCCAACAAGCAUCACCCCUGAAACAAACAUCAUCCCUGAAACAAGUGGCACCUCUGAAACCAUUUUUACCCCUAAAAUAGGCAGAACCCUCGAAACAAGUGUUACGCUUGAAACAAGCAGAAACCUUGAAACAAGUGUUACCCCUGAAACAAGCAGAACCAUUGAAACAAGUGUAACCCCUGAAACAAGCAGAACCAUUGAAACAAGUGUAACCCCUGAAACAAGUGUAACCCUUGAACCAAGUAUUACCCAUAAAACAAGCAGAAUCAUUGAAGCAAGUGUAACCCUUGAAGCAAGCAUUACCCCUAAAACAAGCAGAACCCUUGAAACAAGGGUUACCCCUGAAACAAGCAGAACCCUUGAAACAAGGGUUACCCCUGAAACAAGCAGAACCCUUGAAACAAGUGUAACACUUGAAACAAGGGUUACCCCUGAAACAAGCAGAACCCUUGAAACAAGUGUUACCCCUGAAACAAGCAGAACCCUUGGAACAAGUGUAACCCUUGAAACAAGUGUUACCCCUGAAACAAGCAGAACCCUUGAAACAAGUGUAACCCUUGAAGCAAGCAUUACCCUUAAAACAAGCAGUACCUUUGAAACAUUUGUAAUCUCACCUUCGUUAGACAUUUCUAAGGUUGAGGAAGUGACUCAACCUGUAACUGACUCACACAGCUAUGGGGAAAUUUCAGUGACUGUAGCUCCAUUGCCUGAAAUCCCAGUGGAAUCAACUUCCUUUGCCUUCCCCCCAGAGGUCCCUCUGUGGCCUACAACUGCUAGUUUGCCUUUUCCAACCACUGCCACUUUCAGCACUGUUCUGUCGCAGACCACCCAGCCAGUGUUUAAUGGUGAGAGUGCCUUCUCUGUAUCUGACACCUUGUCCUACGUGCAUGCAAGUCCUGUGUCCUCCUAUUCCUUAAGCAGUGUUUUGUCUGAGCCCAUCCCUGACUGGGACAUCCCGUACACUGUUUCCUUGCUGGUGUAUGGUGGUGCACAGUCUAUCACCCCUUCCCCUUCCUACCCUACCCUACUCCUCACCGGCUCUGUGUCUUAUUUAGACAUGGAGCCUGUCUCUAGUGGUGAUUGUAAUGAUGAUGAUGGUGAUGAUGAUAUUUUAUCUGGGUCCAUCUCCGGUGACCCUCAGUGUAGAAGUACUCUUCCCCUUCAAACGUUACCAGAGGUGACUGCUUCUGUGAUCUCCAUGCAGCCAAGCUCUGAACAUGACCUCUUUGAGUCCCUCAGUAUUGUCUCCACCCUGAGCACUCUUGCACAUCUCCAGCCUUCGGUUCCCGUUUCUAACGACUACUCUCUGAAGACGACAACCCUUGACUCUGACUCUUCUCUCUCAGGUAGCGUUAAGGACUCUAGACUGCUGACAGAAUGGGUAGAUUCUUCUCUAGUAGCUCUUACAUUUAGUCAAGACAGUGGUGCAUCUACUGAAAUCUCUCUGCAUGCCUCUUCUAAUUUCCUAUUGCCCUCCUCUACUUCGGGACUGUCCCCACGUAGUGGACUCUUGGCUGACCCAGCUAGUCCUGUAGAGCACCAUUCGUUUCUGUCCACCUCCAGUGCCGGAAUUCUUCUAUGCAGGGACGCAGACUUGGUCCUCCGCACAGAGGCUCUUUUGUCUUCUCUUCCCAUUUCCACUAUGCCUUCUAGUGACCUCAGCAUUUCUGUUUCAGCCACUGUCAGCAGCGAUGCACAAAAAAUAACUGGACAGUCCCAGGGAGCAUCUGUUCCCAUAAGGUCUUCGACUAUUGUGCCAACCUCUACUCCAGAAUUCAUAUUUAUACCUACUCCUGUGGUGCCUCCAACUGUUGCGGUUUCCUCUGCUCCAGAAUCUAGUUCCAUGCCUACCCACUCUGCAGAUGGGCAGCUGGAGAACAGUGCCUCAGGCUGGGCUCUCGACUUAGACUGGGGCCAGAGCUCAGCAUCAGGAGAUGAGAGUAUUGUUCCAUACAUCACCACUGCUACUCCUACAGAGGUACCUCCUGAUGAGACAGAUGAUGGGAACGAGGAACACUCUUCCUCCUUUUACUUUGAGGGAGAGAAUGGGACAGAUAGUGAAUCUACUGAGUUUAGAGUCACUCUGCACCCCAGCCCAUCCUGGACACUAAGAGGAAGUGGAGAAGAGGAGAGCGGAUCAGGUGAAAACCUCACAGAUAACGAGACAUCUUCAGACUUCAGUAUCCCAGAACGCACUGAGAGGGAUUCAGAGGAGGAACCAGUGGAAGACGCCAGUAACAGUAGUCAUGAGUCGCGGGUGGGCCUAGCGAGCAGCAAAGAGCGCCAGAAGAAGGCUGUGAUUCCUCUGGCUGUGGUCUCCACCCUCACCUUCCUGGGUCUCAUUGUUUUGAUUGGCAUUUUUAUCUACUGGAGGAAAUGUUUUCAGACUGCUCAUUUCUACAUUGAAGACAGCACAUCACCCAGGGUUAUAUCCUCCUCACCAUUACUGAGCCCUACAGGUGAACACGAACCCCAGUCAGUAAAACAAUUUGUGAAGCACGUGGCUGAGCUUCACAACACCAACUCAUUUUCUAGAGAGUUUGAGAUAUUGAAAGAGUAUUUCGAGGAAGUUCAGACGUGCACCGUGGACCUCGGAACAACAACAGACCGUUCCAGCCAUCCAGACAAUAAGAGCAAGAACCGAUACGUCAACAUUUUAGCCUAUGAUCACAGCAGAGUGCGACUCGCUCCCCUGAACGACAAAGAUGGGAGAAGCGGAGGGGACUAUAUAAACGCCAACUAUGUUGAUGGUUUUAACAAACAGAAAGCCUACAUUGCAGCACAAGGGCCCUUAAAGUCCAGCACAGAGGAUUUCUGGCGGAUGGUGUGGGAGCAGAACGUGGGAGUGAUUGUUAUGAUCACCAACCUGCUGGAGAAAGGAAGGAGGAAGUGUGACCAGUACUGGCCUCUGGAGAACCAGGAAGGGUAUGGAUGUUUUCUGGUUACUGUAAAGAGCACAAACGUCCUCGCUUACUACACCCAGAGAACCUUCACCGUCAGAAAUACCAGCAUAAAGAAGGGUUCUCAGAGAGGUCAUAGUAACGAGAGGAUGGUAAUACAUUACCACUACACACAAUGGCCUGACAUGGGCGUACCGGAGUACGUCUUGCCUGUGCUUUCAUUCGUCUACAAGUCCUCUAGAUCCCAAACUGAGCACAUGGGGCCAAUGAUUGUACACUGCAGUGCUGGAGUGGGCCGAACAGGGACCUACAUAGUGUUGGACAGCAUGUUAAAACAGAUUAAAGCCCAGGGGACAGUCAACAUUAUGGGAUUCCUCAAACACAUUCGAACACAACGGAAUUAUCUAAUUCAAACAGAGGAGCAAUACAUCUUUACCCAUGAUGCUCUAGUAGAAGCCAUUUUGAGUCAAGAGACAGAGGUGCCAUCAAGUCAUAUUCAUCAGUAUGUUAACAACCUCCUAACCCCAGGAGCCUCGUGCAAGACACGACUGGAAAAGCAGUUUAAACUGGUGUGCCAGCCGAAUGCCAAACAGAAUGAUUACAGCAGUGCCCUGAAUGACUGCAACAGAACGAAGAACAGGAGCUGCUCUCUCAUUCCUGUGGAGAAAUCCCGAGUGUGUCUGUCCACUUCAGCAGGAGAGACGUCAGACUACAUCAACGCCUCGUAUGUCAUGGGUUAUCAGCACAGCAAGGAGUUCAUCAUUACCCAGAAUCCUUUGCCCAGCACAGUGAAGGACUUGUGGAGGAUGGUGUGGGAUCACAACGCCCAGAUUAUUGUUUCAUUGCCGGACACGAGUAGCACGACAGAAGACAGCGAGCCAAUCAUAUUCUGGCCAGCGAGAGAUCAGCCAAUCAGCUACGAGACAUUCUCUGUGUCAUUAAAAGGGGAGGGCCACAUGUGCCUAUCCAGUGAAGAUUUGUUAAUAGUGCAGGAGUACAUCCUGGAGGCCACACAGGAUGAUUUUGUUCUAGAAGUGAAGCAUUACCGGGCUCCACACUGGCCAAACCCAGACAGUCCCAUCAGUAACGUCUUUGAGCUGAUCAACAUCAUCCAAAAAGAGUCCUGCUCCAAAGAUGGACCUAUGGUCGUACAUGACGAGUGUGGUGGUGUGACUGCUGGAACGUUCUGUGCACUGUUCACUCUACUGCAACAGCUGGAGGCCGAGCGCGCGCUCAACGUCUACAUGGUGGCCAAGAUGAUCAACCUCAUGAGGCCUGGGGUCUUCACUGACAUGGAUCAGUAUCAGUUCCUCUACAAAGCCAUUCUGAGUUUGGUCAGCACCCAAGAAGACGAGCGAGCGCUUCAGUCCUCCGAUAACAACGGCACGGUCCCAGGAGGCGUCUCGAGUGCGGCCGAGAGUCUGGAAUCCUUGGUGUAACCAUAGUGACGAGCCGGCACAGGAAAAAGACUGUGUUUCUUUUCUUUUUCUAGCAAAGAAAGCUCUUGUUUUUCCCAGUCCAUCUCUGAACUGAUGGCGCUCUGCUGGAUGCAGCGCCGGCAUUUAAUGAGUGCCUUUGUACACUAUACGUUUUUAUUCAUCGUUUCUCUCUUAAAUCGCCACCUUCUGCUAAUGUCUUAUGUACUAAUGUCUUCUCAUAGAGUCAUAUUUAUUGGCUUAAAAGCUUGUUUAAAGGGAAAACACCUUUUUUUUUUUUUUUUAAUAAGACUGUUUUUUAUUAGUCUAUUUUUUGUAGUUGAAUCUCAGCCACUGUUUUUUUAUACAUCUAUACAAAGAAAGUGGGAAAAUCAGUCAUGGAUAAAGGGCAGGAAAUAAUAUUCUAAUGUGUAAAUAAUAAUAUUACAGCAACCACGUCGAUGGACCAAAUUUCUAUUUAUGUCUAGAAUUUUAUAUUUGAGGCACUAGUGCUGUAAGACAAGGCUGUAUUUGAAUAAUUUAGUCACAUUUGAAAUGUUUUAAUAUUUCUGAUGCCGCGCUGUUUUGUUACUGACGUAAGAUGACGCGUUACAUACUGACACUGUGUAGCUGUACGAGAAGUUUUUGUCUGUUCGUAGGAUUAAACGAAUCAAGAAAGCACGCAAGGAGACUGGUCUUGUGUUUACUCUUGGAUAUUUCAUAUGUUUAGAAAUGCAUAGACUUUAUAAUUCCUGUUUUUUAAAUCUCUUAAAGUUUUCCCCGUUCACUUUCAUUUUAAGUUUAAAAAAGAAAAACGAGAUGAAUCAACAUUUUAUUUUAAACCCAAAACACUAAUUGCAUAUGUAGCGUUUUCAAAUAGCCUUGUGCAUUUUUGUUACC